AUGUGGACAGUAUGUGUGCCUGGGUGGAGUGCUAUCCUUGUAGCAGGAACACUCCUGCUAUAUGGGACACUAGAUAUAGCCUACUUCGCAAGAAUGAUGUACACAGUCGUCAAGGCAAGGUAUUUUAGGAAAAAAGCGUGUAUUUUGGACACCACGGAAGUUGAAUGUUGGUGCCUCCUUAACGAUAUAGACACACUUCUAUACCACAUGAACAACGCGCGGUAUCUUCGUGAAUUAGACUUCGCUAGAGCUGAUUUCUAUGAACGUACGGGCUUGUACGCGAAUAUCAAAGCGGCUGGUGGCGCGGUCUUGCAAGGAGCGGCUACCAUCAGAUACAGGAGAUAUAUCAAGCCAUUUACCAGAGUUACUAUAAAGUCCAGGGCGGUGUUCUGGGAUGAGAAGACUUUAUUCAUGGAGCAUGAAUUUAUUGGUCCUGGCGGCUUCGUCCAUGCUGUGGCUGUGUGUAGACAACGGGUAAUUGACACGUCAGCCGCGGCUAUUGCAGAACUGCUCUUACAGUUGCAUUGCGGUGGCACCUGCAAGUCUUACCCGCAAAAAAUGCCUCCGGAAUUGGAACUUUGGGUGCAAAGCAACGAGUUAAGUUCUGCAAAACUUAGAUCACAAGCUGCACCUUUGCCGGCCAUUGAACAGCCUGAUCCUUUGGCCUGUGGUGAAGUUGUUACAAAUACUGAGUGA
Messenger RNA from Pieris macdunnoughi, 696 nucleotides. Lineage: Eukaryota; Metazoa; Arthropoda; Insecta; Lepidoptera; Pieridae. The record is from the annotation of a GenBank genome assembly.